This is a messenger RNA of Penicillium angulare, 1023 nucleotides long. RefSeq lists its product as uncharacterized. Lineage: Eukaryota; Fungi; Ascomycota; Eurotiomycetes; Eurotiales; Aspergillaceae. The record is from RefSeq and is a predicted model, not a curated record. The coding region runs from base 1 to 1023 and encodes 340 amino acids. The transcript has a single exon.
AUGUUGACGCGUGACAGACUGUGGGUGGCCAACCAGCAGAGUGAGGCUGACUUGAUUCGGAAGAUUUGGGAGUGUGCACUGACUCAGCAUGGCAAGGAGCUGCUGCCGAUUUACGUUAGCCUCCUUCGACAUUUCCCAAGUUCUGCCGAUGUAGCAUUGGCAGACCGCCUCCUGGAGGCGUCGACCAGGCAUCUGAUCUGGCAGCACCUUCUGCAAAAUUCAAAUAACCGCGAAUUUUUCUAUGAUGGGAGGCUGUCGUCACAGGUAAGUCUCAGCAAUCUGAAUGGCACGUCUUUAAUGCUAACUCUCCAGACCGUAGGAAUGAUUCGGGAGCACACAGGCAAGCAGCCGGUGGCGCUACCUCCGCCGCUCUGGGAAAUGCUUCGAUCGAGCACGUCCAUCCGAACAUAUGAAGAGGAACAGACGAAGCGAUUUAAGGAUGCGCCUCUUGCCGAGCAUCCGACAAGCACCUUUGGCCAGACUGUUGCGAGAGCGGUGAGAGCGUGCAUGGCUCUUUUGAGUGCCACACUGAAUAUCGAGGUACAGUUUGUCCAAAUCAACGGCAAAGCAAUUGACGUAUGUUUUGAUCGACAGGAUAACAUACUGAAGAUUCGUAGCCUGUGGCUUGACUUCCAGAGUGUACACGGUGGGGGCUCAUGCUGUUAUGAGUUGGAUGCGGGCAUGGUAGGCCCAGACGUGGCCUUUUUCUGUGAUCACACUAUCGAAGAAUUGAUGCUUCGGGCUGUAGAUUCUGUUUUCCAGAGUUCUCCUCCUUUGGCGGCUACCAAAAGACGUUACUUAGGCCAUAUCAGGCGUCUCUUGAGGUUCAUGCCGCAGAGGAUCGAAUCCUCAUAUCAGCGCUACGGCUUGGUGGUCACUUGGGAGAACCGCAGGAUCCGCUCGGUGCAAAUGGACCAUGAUACUGCAGCGCAAUAUCAUGUUGUCCUCCACGAAGAAAAAUGUAUCGCGGAGUAUUCUUGCAAAUUACUCCAUACCAAAAGUAAGUCCCGACGAAUCGACUGA